AUGGCUUCACCGCGCUGCUGGUGCAGUUUCUGGGCCACGCUGCCGCUCGUCCUGCUGCGGGGGCCGGGGCUGCAGGUGGCGGCGGAGCAGGUCGCUCUGGUGGAGGUGUUCCUGGAGCAGAGGCCCGCUGUCAGCGCUCUGCUCCAGGGGGAGGUGGUGGAGGCCGGGAGGGGCAGCAGGAGCUCCGAGGGCCGAGAACAGCUGCAGGGAGAGCUGGUGCUGGUUCAAGAGGAUGAGGAGACCCAGGUGAGCGGAGUGAAGAGAGAGGACGACACCAAUGAGCAGGAGCUGUGGAUCGGGGUGGUACCUUUGGAGGUGGACGACAACAAAGCCUCCACAGGAAACCAGGAGUCCUUCACUGAUGCUAUGGUCAAUAAAAUGAAGCGAGCGUUGGUCCUCGGAGCAUCUGCGCUGAUCAUUCUGGCUCUCAACCAAAAAACUGUCACCGAGAUGGAUCUGUCUCAGGUGCUGUCCAAGCCCAUCAUUGUGAUCCAGACGUCUGAAAAUGUCACCAAGCUGAUCGGAGCUCUGCUCAGGGGUCUUCAAGCGACAGCAAAGAUCACAUACAAGACGAUCCUGCAGGACAACCUGGGAGCCACGCUCACGCUGUGGUCCAGCUGCGGGAGGUCGAGAGGAGGCCGCUACGGAGAGUGGCAGGGGGUCAUCUGCACGGGAGAGACCAGCUCUCAGGUCCAGAAGUACCUGCAGCAGCUGUGGGACACUGUCCUCCUGGUGGCUCUGAUCCUCAGCACCGGAGUCAUUGUUCAGGCUCGCUGGCAGAACCAGGACCAUCAGCGGAACGACGACCUGGAGCUCUUUCCUAAACAGGACGUCCUGAAGAGAAUGUUGUCUCUGAAGACCAAAACGUAUCGUCAGCCCAAACCGUGGUGUGACCCGUCCCAGCCGGUGGAGGCGGACAACUGUGCAGUCUGUCUGGAGCCGUUCAACAACAACCAGUGUCUACGGGUGCUGCCGUGUCUUCAUGAGUAUCACAGAGACUGUGUCGACCCCUGGCUGCUGCUGCAUCACACCUGUCCUCUGUGCAAACGCAGCAUCCUCGGAAGCGUCCGCAGAGACAGUUAACGUUCGCCUCCGACUCCUCCAGCUCUGGGAUUCAACUCUCGUCCCUCGCUCAGUGACCUAUGACCUUUUUAUGACCUCGCCGCUUCCUCCUAUCAGCAAACGGGACAAGGAAACAAAUAUAAACUCAUCUCAGCAGCCGGUCGGCCAUCAGAUUCUGACAUCUGACUUCUGACCUUCCGGGGUUGGAUGCAGCAAAUCUCACAGACACACAGUCGUAGCGUGAACACAAUACUGUGAAGUACUGGUACUGGUACUGUUGUGUGUAAACAGUACUUCUUCCUGGGAUCAUGUUACUGUACACUUUUAAUUUAAAUAUUUUCUUUUCAUGUGUGAUUUACAGCAGUGAGGACGUGACUCAUGAGGGUGUUUGUGCUCAAUGUGACUUCACACAAACAGCAGAGAAAGUCAAUUUUUUACUCCCGAGUCAAAUGUUCCUGCAUGAACAUUCAAAGCUUUAUGGUUUAACGAGGGACGUAUUGAUCUCCUGGUCUGUCUCAAUGUCACUUUAGGUACAAAUGAUGUCAAUAACCAACUUAAUAACAGAGUUAAAACGUGAUUUUAUCUCCUGUCCAAACUCAUAGUUUGCUAUUUAAUGCUAGUUGUUGAGGUUCUGUAGUUGUAAAUGUGCUACAGCUGGUAGCAGAUGUGGAAAAAGUGUUUGCACUUGUCCUUUAUAUGCCUUAUAUGACUAAACAUUAGAGUGAAAGAAACUACAAACUCAUCUUAAUUAUACUUUUAGCUGUGUAUGUUACAGUAGCUUAAUUUGUUGCAGUUUUAAACUUUUAUUGAUAGAGAUGUCAAACAUUUUCCAGAGAUUCUUUUUGAUUACAUUUAUCUGUACUUAUCUAGAUUUCCUUUUAGAAGGUGUGUGUGGAAAAGUCAGAAACAGUUAUGCUCUUAUAGUCAAACAGAUAAGAAUUGUCCCAACAGAAGUUCAUCUCAUACAUCAUUUGAUAAAACAUGUCUUCUUCUGACGUACGGCUAAACAGGUAAUCCCCUAAUCGAUUACAUUUUGCACUUGAACACAACAUCUUGAAUCUGGUGCAGUGACAUUUGUGCUUCAAAUUAAUGUGCAGACAUGAGUGAUAUUAAUCUUCUAAUUUAACGUUUGGCAAGAAAGCAAAUUUGACUUAAAAUAGAAAAAUCAAACUGUAUUUUUACAUACAGUUAAACAUUUUUUUAUUAAUGUAUUAAUUAUUAUGAUUGAUGUAAAUUGGACAUUUUUAACCCCUAACUGUGCAGCCGUACUCUGAAGCAUCUCUUAACGUCUCAAACACAUCGUACUGUGAAAGGAAACCACUCAAAA
Molecule: messenger RNA, 2389 nt
Organism: Anoplopoma fimbria (sablefish)
Lineage: Eukaryota; Metazoa; Chordata; Actinopteri; Perciformes; Anoplopomatidae
Gene: rnf215
Product: ring finger protein 215
Exons: 10
Coding region: 1-1083 (360 amino acids)
Biological process (GO): ubiquitin-dependent protein catabolic process
Molecular function (GO): ubiquitin protein ligase activity
Source: RefSeq, a predicted model, not a curated record